ACAUUGUCUUCUCUUUGUCCACAUCUCCAAAGCCAUAAUACCAUGCAUGAUUGCGUUGCUUGGUUUGUUAUUUCCCACGGUAGGUUUGUCAACCUUGCUAGCCAAAAUUAUAUCCUCCUCUUCUUUCCUCUGGUUGCCUUUCCUUGAUCAAUUUUUCCUUCACAGUUCACAUUCACAUCCCUUGCAGAUUGGAGAAACCAUGGCUGGGGCUUUGGUAGGAGGAUCAAUUAUCUCUGCUUCUCUUCAGGUUUUGUUUGACAGGAUGGCUUCCCAUGAGGUUUUGGACUUCUUCAGGGGCCGAAAGCUUAGUGAUGAACUGCUUAUGAAACUGAGGACCGCAAUGAUAUCUGUCAACGGACUGCUUGAUGAUGCAGAGGAGAAGCAGAUCACCAAGUUAACCGUGAAAUGCUGGCUCGAUGAACUCAAAGAUGCUCUCUAUGAGGCUGAUGACCUGUUGGAUGGUGUUGCUUACGAAGCGCUCAGAUCAAAGUUGGAAGCUGGGUCUCAAAACAUCAAAAAUCAGGUGUGCAACUUCUUAACUUUUCGUGAUCCAUUUGGAAAGGAAAUGGGAGUCAAUUUAGAAAACAUACUUGAUAGACUUGAAUAUUUAUUAAAACAGAAGGAUGCUCUUGGUUUGAAUUUGAAAGAGUGUGUUGGAGAAAAACCUAAUCAGAUGAAAAUACCGACCACUUCUGUGGUAGACGAAUAUGGUUUUUAUGGUAGGGAAGGCGAUAAGAGCACCUUAAUAGACUUGCUAAUAUCUGAUGCUGCAAAUGCCAAUGAACUAGAAGUGAUUCCUAUAGUGGGCAUGGGUGGGAUUGGGAAAACCACCAUUGCUCAACAUGUUUACAAUGAUAGCAGAGUCCAAGAAUGGUUUGACCUAAAAGCAUGGAUCUAUGUUUCUGAAGAAUUCAAUGUUUUCAAAAUAACGAAAGAUAUUUUUGAGGAGAUCACUUCAAAAUCUUCUGAUGCCAACUCUUUGAAUAAGCUUCAACUUGAGCUGAAAACAAGAUUGAGAGGGAAGAAGUUUUUGCUUGUUUUAGAUGAUGUUUGGAAUGAUAAGUAUGGUGAUUGGGACAUUUUAUUGAGACCUCUCAAAGCUGGAUUACGAGGUAGUAGAAUAGUUGUCACAACUCGCAACCAAAAUGUAGCGUCAAUUAUGGGCACACUUCCAACUCACGAUCUAAAGGAAUUGAGCAAUGAUGAUUGUUGGUUGUUAUUCGCAAAGCAUGCUUUUACUGAUGGAAAUUUCAGCUCAUAUUCAAGCUUAGAAGCAAUCGGUAGAGAAAUAGUGAGAAAAUGCAAAGGUCUACCUUUAGCUGCAAAAGCACUAGCUGGUCUCUUGCGUGCCAAAGGAAACCUUAAGGAAUGGGAGAAGGUGCUGAAGAGUAGCUUAUGGAAUUUGUCAAAUGAUAAUAUUCUCCCUGCUUUAAGGUUGAGCUACCAUUAUCUACCCUCCCAUCUAAAGGGGUGUUUUGCUUAUUGCGCAAUAUUUCCCAAGGAUUAUCAAAUUCCAAAGGAGAAAUUAAUUUGUUUAUGGAUGGCAGAGGGAUUUUUGGACCAGCCAAAAGGAAAUAAGGAGGCAAUUGAAUUAGGCGAAGAAUACUUUCAGGAACUUAUGUCCAGGUCAUUUUUCCAACAAUCAAGACGUAUUCCGAGGCGUUUUGUUAUGCAUGACCUUAUAAAUGACUUGGCGAAAUUUGUUUCCGGGAAAUUUUGUAUUCGAUUAGAGGAUGAUAAUACCUGCAAUGUUACCCAAAAAACUCGUUAUUUUUCAUAUUUAAGGACAAGGCAUGAUGCCUUGAAAAGGUUCGAGACCAUCUACGAAGCUAAGUUGCUACGAGCAUUCUUACCGGUAAGUUUCUUAGAUUAUUGGAUUUAUGAGGAGAUUGACAGUAAGGUAAUGCAUGAUUUGUUGCCAAUGCUUGAACGGCUGCGAGUGCUAUCUUUGUCGCAUUAUGAUAACAUAGUUGUGUUACCGGAUUCAAUUGGCAAGUUGAAACAUUUAAGAUACUUGAGUUUUGCUGGAACACCUAUUAAGAGAUUACCAGAAUCCGUUUGUAGUUUGUACAAUUUACAAACUCUAAUCUUGAACAAGUGUAAAGAUCUAGUUGAGUUGCCAGUCAACAUGGUGAAGCUAAUGAAUCUGUGUCAUCUUGAAAUUACUGACACGAGCUUGAAAGAGAUGCCACUGCACAUUGGGAAACUAACAAAGCUCAGAAAAUUAACCGAUUUUGUUCUGGGAAAUCAAAGUGGGUCUGGCAUAAAAGAGUUAGCUGAGCUUCAGCAUCUGAGGGGAAAGCUUGGACUUUGUAAUCUUCAAAAUGUCCUGGAUGCUGGAGACGCUUUGCAAGCCAAUUUGAAGGGGAAGGAGCUCCUGGAAGAGCUGCAGUUGAGAUGGGAUGGCGACACUGAUAAUUCACUGCAUCACAGAAAUGUUCUUGAGCAACUAGGGCCUCACAGCAAUGUAGAGAGUCUUCUAAUUGUUGGUUAUGGGGGUACAAGGUUUCCAGAUUGGAUAGGAGAUUCUUCUUUCUCAAAUUUAGCAACCCUGGAGCUGAACGGAUGUAAACACUGCUGCUUCUUACCCCCACUUGGGCAGUUGGUGUCUCUAAAGAUUCUCUCGAUCAAAGCAUUUGAUGAGGUAGUAACUGUCGGUCAUGAAUUCUACAGCAAUAGCACAAGCAUGAAAAAGCUAUUUGGAUCCCUUGAAAUUUUAAGGUUCGAAAGGAUGCCGCAAUGGCGGGAGUGGAUUUCUUAUGGUGAUGAACCUUUCCCUCUUCUACGAAAGCUUUCCAUAAAGAAAUGUCCCAACUUGACCCAUAAUUUACCCGGUCAUCUUCCUUCUUUAACAAUUCUCGAGAUCGAGGGAUGCCAGCAGCUUGAGGUUUUACUUCCAAGGGCACCGAUCAUGCUUUCAAUUAAAUUGGUGGAUGAUAAUCGUAAUUUUUGGUUUGGAAAAAUGUCUUCUGGGCUACAGCGUCUUAAAGUGGAGAGAUUCCAAUACCAGCCUUUUGAUUCUUUGCUGGUGCAAAUGAGUGGUCUUUCCACUAAUUUAGAUGAAAUUGAGAUCAGAAACUGCCUCGCACUUAAAUGCUUCCCAUUGGAACUGUUCACCAAGUUAAAGACACUUUGUAUCAGUGGAUGCCCAAAUUUUGAAUCCCUUUCUGCUUCUGGAGGACCUCUGGGAGACUUGACAUGCCUUAAUUCCUUGGUGAUAUCUAACUGCCCCAGUCUAGUAUCUUUUCCCAUAGGAGGAUUAGCAGCCCCAAAUUUGACACAGCUUGAGCUGAGGGAUUGCUUAAAUUUGAAGCAUCUGCCAGAAUUUAUGAACUCCCUGCUUCCUUCUCUCGUGGGUUUGAGGUUAUAUCAUUGCGUCGAACUUGUCUCCUUUCCACAAGGGGGUUUGCCAUCCGCGUUACAAUUGCUUUCGAUCCAUCACUGUACCAAACUCAUUGAUGGUCGCUUGCGGUGGAACUUACCAAGGCUUCCCUCUCUGUCGAAGUUUCUUAUUGGCACAAUUCAGGAGGUGGAAUCAUUUCCAGAAUAUACACUGCUUCCCUCUACUCUUACCUUUCUCACAAUCUCAAGUUAUAAGAAUCUGAAAUAUUUAGAUUCUGAAGGCCUUCAAUGCCUAACCUCUCUCAGAGAACUGACGAUCCAAAACUGCCCAAAUUUGAUGGAGCUGCCAGGAGCCGUGCACUCUCUCCUCCCUUGCCUUGUGAAGUUGGUGAUUUUCAACUGUCAGGAGCUUGAGUCGUUUCCAGCAGAGGGUCUACCCUCUAAAUUAGAAUCACUUGUGGUCCAGCGCUGCAAUAAACUUAUUGCUAGUCGCAUGCAAUGGGGCUUGUGGAGGUUACACUCUCUUUUAAACUUGACUAUUGGCAAGGAUAAAGAUGUGGAAUCCUUCCCAGAUGAGUUGCUGCUGCCUGCCACGCUUACCUCUCUUAAGAUCAAGGAUUUUCACAAUCUGAAGUCUCUAGACUAUAGGGGACUUCAAAACCUCUCCUGUCUUAGAGAAUUGAAGAUCCGAAAAUGCCCCAAGGUACAGUCCUUGCCAGUAGAGGGGCUGCCUUCUUCCCUUACUUCUCUAAUUAUCUCUGGUUGUCCUAUGCUGAAACAAAGGUGUCAACGUGAGAAUGGGGAAGACUGGACCAAAAUUUCUCACAUUCCCUCCAUAGAAAUCAGUGGUGUUAUGAUCAAUGAGAUAAAACACUAGACGGAUUCUCUUUUCUUAAAUCCAUCCAAUCCAGCAAGACAAGGCAUGAUAAUUGCAACUCAAUUUCAAUUUCUUUUCUUC
Messenger RNA from Manihot esculenta (cassava), 4300 nucleotides. Its product is annotated as putative disease resistance RPP13-like protein 1. NCBI's taxonomy places the organism in Eukaryota, Viridiplantae, Streptophyta, Magnoliopsida, Malpighiales, Euphorbiaceae. The transcript has a single exon. The coding region runs from base 47 to 4219 and encodes 1390 amino acids. Gene Ontology annotation, biological process: defense response to other organism. Gene Ontology annotation, molecular function: ADP binding. The record is from RefSeq and is a predicted model, not a curated record.